AUGACUGGUCAAUUACCUGGAUGUCAAAAGAGGAAAAAGAAAAAACAAGUUGAAUCGUUUAUUGCAUCACAAAGAGGUUCAUUAGAUAGAUUUGUGACAAGAACAAGUGCAUCUAAUGUUGAAAGUGAGCAAGCUAAUGUGGUAAAUGCAUCUAACAUUGAAAGUGAGCAAGCUAAUGUGGUAAAUGCAUCAAAUGUUGAAACUUUGAAUGUUGGUGAACAACCAAGUUUUUGUGUUGAUAUUUUCGAUCCUAGGUAUUGGGAAAACCUUGACAAUAAAAUGAGAGAUGUGUUAGUUGAAAAAGGGCCUGUAAGAGAAAUGAAUCUUGUGUUUCCUUUAGAUAAGAACAAUAGGCAUUUCUCAUAUAAGUAUUAUUCUAGGAAGCUGAAUAAUGGGGAAACUAGUGAUAGAAAUUGGUUGGUUUACUCUAAACAUGUGGACAAAGUUUAUUGCUUCUGUUGCAAAUUGUUUAAGUCUAGUGACUGCUCAAAAAUGCUUGCAAAUGAUGGAUUUAGAGAUUGGAAGCAUCUUAGUGAGAGACUGAAAGAUCAUGAGAGAAGUGUAGAUCAUAUGACUAACAUGAAAACUUGGAAAGAGUUGCAAGUUAGAUUUGAGAAAAGUCUAACAGUUGAUAAAGAACUACAAAAGGAAAUUGCAAAAGAGAAAAAACGUUGGAGACAAGUUUUAAUUAGAAUCAUUGCUGUUGUGAAGUUUCUUUCUAAACGGUGUUUAGCGUUUCGAGGGAAAAAUGAGAAACUUUACCAAGAUAGCAAUGGUAAUUUCUUAGGAGCUAUUGAAAUGAUCGCAAAAUUUGAUUUGAUAAUCCAGGAUCACAUUAGGCGCAUUAAGGACCAUGAGAUCCAUCAUCAUUAUCUUGGUCAUAAUAUUCAGAAUGAGUUUAUUUAUCUUUUGGCUCAUAAGGUUCAAAUUUAUAUUUUAAGAGUCAUUAAAGAGGCAAAGUAUUUUUCGAUCAUUCUUGAUUGCACACCGGAUGUGAGCCAUCAAGAGCAAAUGACUGUUAUAGUACGGUGUGUGAAUAUAUCAAAUAAGAUAGUAAGAGUAGAAGAGUUCUUCUUGGAGUUUCUAAAGGUAGAUGACACAUCAGGAUUAGGACACUUUGAUAAAUUACUAGAUGCUCUAAAGUCUCUUACUCUUGAUGUCGAUAAUGUGAGGGGUCAAAGCUAUGACAAUGGUUCUAACAUGAAAGGAAAACAUCAAGGUGUUCAAAAGCGAUUACUUGAUAUAAAUCCAAGAGCUUUGUAUAUGCCAUGUGUUUGUCAUAGUCUUAAUCUUGUGGUUAGUGAUAUGGCUCAUUCAUGUGUGAAGGCUAUUUCUUUCUUUGGAGUUUUACAACAGAUUUAUACAUUAUUUUCUAGUUCUACAAAGAGAUGGAAGAUUUUGAUUGACAAUGUUCCAAAUUUCACCGUGAAAUCUUUAUGUAAUACUCGUUGGGAGAGUCGAAUCAAAAGUGUUAAAGCUAUUAGGUUUCAAGCUCCACAAGUAAGGUCAGCUUUAUUGGAAUUAUAUGAGUCUUGUGAUGAUGCUAUGACAAAGAGUGAUGCUAAAAGUUUAGUCAUGGCAUUUGAUAACUUCGAAUUUAUACUUGGUAUGGUUAUUUGGUAUGACAUUUUGUUUGCUAUUAACUCGGUGAGCAAGAGUUUACAGUCUAAGUCUGUGUGCAUUGACAGUGCUUUAAAACAAUUGGAAGGUGUGGUUCUGUUUUUUGAGAAGUAUAGACAUGAAGGAUUUAAUUCUAGUUUGAGUAUAGCUCAAAGUAUUGCUCGUGAACUGGACAUUGAUCCUAUAUUUCCCAAAAAGCGUCGUAUUUUUAGAAAAAAACAAUUUGGUGAAACUGAUUGUGGUGAAGAAGUACAAUCAAGUGAGGAUGCUUUUAGAGUUGAAUAUUUUUUAGUUGUGGUGGACAUGGCAAUAACUUCGGUUAAGAACAGAUUUGAUCAAAUGAAUCAUUUCAAAAGUGUAUUUGGGUUUUUGUUUGAUUCGAUGAAGUUGAAGGCAUUAGAUGAAAGUGAACUACAUGAACAUUGCACUCAUUUUCACAAAACCUUUUCUCAUGGUAGUUCUUUGGAUGUUGAUUGUAAUGAUCUUUAUUCUGAAUUGAGAAUGUUGCAAAUGACUUUACCCGAUGUACCUAUGGAACCUAGUAAAGUUCUUGAGUUUGUUGAAAAUGUGGAUUGUUAUCCUAAUGUUUCCAUUGCAUAUCAGAUUCUUUUGACUACACCGGUGACUGUGGGGAAAAACGGCUUUUUCAUACCUCCACAAUAG
Camelina sativa (false flax) is the source of this 2283-nucleotide messenger RNA. RefSeq lists its product as uncharacterized. NCBI's taxonomy places the organism in Eukaryota, Viridiplantae, Streptophyta, Magnoliopsida, Brassicales, Brassicaceae. The record is from RefSeq and is a predicted model, not a curated record.